Molecule: messenger RNA, 1530 nt
Organism: Scheffersomyces amazonensis
Lineage: Eukaryota; Fungi; Ascomycota; Pichiomycetes; Serinales; Debaryomycetaceae
Exons: 1
Coding region: 125-1363 (412 amino acids)
Biological process (GO): proteolysis
Molecular function (GO): metalloexopeptidase activity
Source: RefSeq, a predicted model, not a curated record
GAUACAGUAUACGGGGGGUCAACCUUGAUAAUAGUCGAGGGAUGGUAUAAAUAGAAUAAAUAUUUUAAUUGAACAAUAUACACAAUUAAGCGAUUUGAUAAUUCUUUGUAGUCAAUUAGAGAUAAUGAAGGUGCCUGUUAUAUUUGUGGCUUUACAAGUAAGUUUAGUAUUAUCAUUACCAAAUUUCUUCUUCCCCAGUCAAUGGAGUCAAACAAUACUCUUGGCUGAUGAAGAAAGGUUAAUUAAAACAAGUCCAACAUCAUAUUCCAUCAUCAAUGAAUCAGAGAAACAAUCUUUAAGGGCUUCUAAUAUCAAAUUCGUUGAUGUAACGAAUCAAAUUUCUGUUCAAUCUGCCAUUGAAGAAGGUUUACUUACUAGGUCUAAUCCUAAAACAUAUUUACAAGAUUUGUUAUGGGUAAAUUCUAAAGUGAAUAUUGAAUCUAAUGAUGUUGCUGUUUAUAAGUAUCCAACUUCUUUAAAGAAUGAUAUUAUCGUUAGAAAGUUAUACGAUCAAAUUAAUUUAGAUUUAGUAUAUGAAAAUUUAUCUAAAUUUACAUCUUUCCGGUCAAGAUACUAUAAGUCUAAAUAUGGAGCUGAAAGUAGUAGCUGGUUAUUUGACAAGUUAUCUGAAGUUAUAGAACCAGUUUCAAAGACUGUUACCAUUAAUAAAUUCAAGCAUGCUUAUUGGGAUCAAUUCUCGAUAAUUGUAGUUUUCCCUGGUAAAGUUUCUGAUAAGGUAGUAGUUGGAGCACAUCAAGAUUCAAUUAAUUUGCUUUCGCCAUCUUGGUUACCAGCACCAGGUGCUGAUGAUGAUGGAUCUGGAACUGUUACUAUUCUUGAAUCGUUAAGGCUCUUGAUCAGUGCAUAUGAACUGGGAGAUUUCCAGCCUUAUAAUACUUUGGAAUUCCAUUGGUAUUCGGCAGAAGAAGGUGGAUUAUUAGGUUCUAUUGAUAUAUUUUCAAAUUAUUCUAAAUCUGGAGAAGUUGUUGUUGGAAUGUUACAACAAGAUAUGACUGGUUACACAGCUUCAACUAAAAGUCAUAAUGUUGAACCCCAUUUUGGUUUAAUAACUUCCAAUACUUCGGCUCCUCUAAAUGAAUUUCUUAAAAUUGUUAUCGAUACUUACGCAUCAAUUCCCUAUCAUGAAACGAUAUGUGGAUAUGGAUGUUCAGAUCAUACUUCUGCUUUAGAAAAUGGAUAUCCUGCUACAUUUGUAAUUGAAUCUGAAACUUUAUAUACCAAUGGAUUUAUUCAUACUAUUUUUGAUACUAUUGAAAAGAUUGAUUUUGAGCACCUUAAAGAGCAUAUUAAAUUGACCAUUGCUUAUGCUUAUGAAUUAUCAUUGGCUGAAAAUUUAUACUGAUAUUACAAAAGAAGUAGGUUAAGUUAGUUUAUAUUUAUUUAUUAAUAUAUAUAUAUAUACAUACAAAAGAAGAAGUUAAGGAAUUGAUAAGAAUCGAAUAAUAUAGCGAAUUUUAAAGUAGAAAAUAGUCAAUAAGUUUUUUUAAUUAACUAAUUUAACCUGAAUAA